Molecule: messenger RNA, 1726 nt
Organism: Tachyglossus aculeatus (Australian echidna)
Lineage: Eukaryota; Metazoa; Chordata; Mammalia; Monotremata; Tachyglossidae
Gene: KLHDC8A
Product: kelch domain containing 8A
Exons: 5
Coding region: 1-1053 (350 amino acids)
Molecular function (GO): protein binding
Source: RefSeq, a predicted model, not a curated record
AUGGAAGUGCCCAGCAUUAAAGACUUCCACUGGAAGACCCUCGCUCCCCUCCCCAGCCGGAGGGUCUACUCCUCCCUCGUCGAGGCUGGGGGAAAAGUGUAUGCCAUUGGGGGUUGCGAUGACAAUGGGUACCCCAUAGACUGCUUUGAGGUCUACUCUCCCGAGGCGGAUCAGUGGACUGCCCUGCCCCCCAUGCCCACAGCCCGGGCUGGGGUGGCUGUCACAGCUCUGGGAAAACGGAUCAUGGUGAUAGGGGGGGUGGGGGCCAACCAGCUGCCCCUGAGGAUCGUGGAGAUGUACAACAUCGAUGAAGGCAAGUGGAAGAAGAGGAGCCUGCUGCGGGAAGCUGCCAUGGGCAUCUCAGUCACUGCCAAAGAUUACCGUGUGUACGCAGCAGGUGGGAUGGGACUGGAUCUCCGUCCACACAACUACCUGCAGCACUAUGACAUGCUCAAAGACAUGUGGGUGUCUCUGGCGCCCAUGCCCACGCCGAGAUAUGCUGCCACCUCCUUCCUCCGUGGCACCAAGAUCUAUGUGCUGGGGGGAAGACAGUCAAAAUAUGCCGUGAAUGCUUUCGAAGUCUUUGACAUCGAGACCCGCUCCUGGACCAAGUUUCCCAAUAUUCCCUGCAAGAGAGCCUUCUCCAGUUUCGUCACCCUCGACAACCACCUGUAUAGCCUGGGAGGCCUGAGGCAGGGAAGGCUUUACCGACAGCCCAAGUUCAUGAAGACGGUGGAUGUGUUUGACAUGGAACAGGGAGGCUGGAUGAAGAUGGAACGCUCCUUCUUCCUAAAGAAGCGUAGAGCGGACUUUGUGGCUGGCUCCCUGAAAGGAAGAGUUAUCGUGGCCGGGGGUCUAGGCAACCAACCUACGGUCCUGGAGACGGCAGAAGCAUUCCACCCUGGUAAGAACAAGUGGGAGAGCCUGCCAUCCAUGCCCACCCCACGCUGCGCCUGCUCCAGCAUUGUCAUCAAGGACUGCCUCCUGGCCGUGGGAGGGGUCAACCAGGGCCUGAGCGAUGCCGUGGAAGCCCUGUGCCUCUCGGACUCCUAACCAGUCCUCGCCUCCGGCCGCUGGUUCUCCCCCUUCUUCUGCAUCUGCCCCCUUGACUCCCUUGAGACAGUUCUCCUGCUGUUCGGUCUGCCUCUGAGGGAGGCUCAGCCCUGAAGAGCUGGGCGUUGCUGCCCUCCUUCCCUACUUCCCAGAGCAUGGGCAGGGUCAUGGCCCCAUUGACCCAAGGGAAUCUCUUCUGCUGGCCUCUUCCUGGCCCUGAGGUCGCCUCCUCCUCUUCUCUCCAUCCUAUUGCCAGCUAAGAGCCCCCUUUUCCGACACCUCUGGGAACAGAGCUUGGAAAUGACCGCAGCCAAAUCUGGGGAGAGGGCGGUCCCUUCGGACAGGGGAGGGAGCAUCUCUGCCAGCUCUGGCUCACUCCCACCAGAGAGUGGCCCAGCCUCUUUUAGGUCCUGGUCACCCCAAUCAGAACCCCCAAAACAGUUUCUGGGGUUCAUUAUCCAUGCUUCCUGCCCCCUCUUCCACCUCUCCCCAACCAGAGGGGCUCUGUGAGGGGGCGGAUUUGGGGUGGAAAGUUUCCAUUUACACUGUGGCUUCAGAAUCCUCUCUGGAUGGAUUUAUUGCACUCUGGUUACUAGCAGCAGCACAAUUAAUAAAAUCUAUAUUCCUAUCUCCUCUUGAUCCUCAGCGAGGGAGCAAGGCAGUGUCUAAGGGA